Molecule: messenger RNA, 4489 nt
Organism: Zonotrichia albicollis (white-throated sparrow)
Lineage: Eukaryota; Metazoa; Chordata; Aves; Passeriformes; Passerellidae
Source: RefSeq, a predicted model, not a curated record
GUGUAGGUGGUGGCAAUGAAGGUGGAAGAGGCAAAGCUGGAGCUAAACUAUUCCAGGAUUUCCAGAUGUUGAGCAGAAUCUGGACUCACCCUUGGUGUUUGCAGCUGGACUAUAUUAGCAAAGAAAAUAAGGGCUAUUUUGAUGAAGACAGCAUGGAUGACUUCAUAGCCUCAGAUUCAGAUGAAACUUCCAUGAGCUUAAGUUCUGAUGAUUAUACAAAGAAAAAAAAAUCCAAGGGGAAAAAGGUGACAAAGGAGUGUAGCUCGAGUGGAAGUGGCAGUGAUAACGAUGUUGAAGUCAUUAAAGUCUGGAAUUCAAGAUCUCGUGGAGGUGGGGAAGGAAAUGUAGAAGAUCUUACAAACAACCCAGCAUCAACAAAGUCAGAUGAAGGCAAAGCUACAUCCUCUUCCAAUCCUGGUAGCCCAGCUCCAGACUGGUACAAAGAUUUUGUCACUGAUGCAGAUGCUGAGGUGUUGGAGCAUUCUGGGAAAAUGGUGCUGCUCUUUGAAAUUCUCCGGAUGGCAGAGGAGCUGGGAGACAAAGUCCUAGUGUUCAGCCAGUCCCUGAUAUCUCUGGAUUUGAUAGAAGAUUUCCUGGAGCUGGCUAACAGGGAGAAAUCUGACAGAGAUCAGCCUCCCAUCUAUAAAGGUGAAGGAAAAUGGUUCAGAAAUAUUGAUUAUUAUCGUUUGGAUGGCUCCACCACAGCUCAGUCCAGAAAGAAAUGGGCUGAGGAGUUCAAUGAUGAAACUAAUGUGAGAGGCCGCUUGUUUAUCAUAUCCACCAAAGCAGGGUCCCUGGGAAUAAACCUGGUGGCUGCCAACAGAGUCAUCAUCUUUGAUGCCUCCUGGAACCCCUCCUAUGACAUCCAGAGCAUCUUCAGGGUGUAUCGCUUCGGGCAGAACAAGCCUGUCUUUGUCUACAGGUUUUUGGCUCAGGGAACCAUGGAGGACAAGAUCUACGACCGGCAGGUGACCAAGCAGUCGCUGUCCUUCAGGGUGGUGGACCAGCAGCAGGUGGAGAGACACUUCACCAUGAACGAGCUCACCGAGCUCUACACCUUUGAGCCAGACCUGCUGGAUGACCCCAACUCAGAGAAGAAGAAGAAGAGGGACACCCCCAUGCUGCCAAAGGACACCAUCCUGGCAGAGCUGCUGCAGAUCAACAAGGAGUACAUCGUGGGGUACCACGAGCAUGAUUCACUCCUGGACCACAAGGAGGAGGAGGAGCUCACUGAAGAAGAGAGGAAGGCAGCCUGGGCAGAAUAUGAAGCAGAAAAGAAGGGCAUGACCAUGCGUUUCAACAUGCCCACAGGGACCACCACAAUGCCCACAAAUUUCAGCUCUCAGACUUAUAUUCCUUACAACCUGGGUGCUCUGUCUGCAAUGAGUAACCAGCAGCUGGAGGACCUCAUUAAUCAAGGAAGAGAGAAGGUAGUGGAAGCAACCAACAGUGUGGCUGCAGCGAGGAUCCAGCCCCUUGAAGACAUCAUUUCAGCCAUAUGGAAAGAAAACUUGACCCUGACGGAGAGCCAGGUGCAGGCCCUGGCCCUGAACAGGCAGGCGAGCCAGGAGCUGGACGUGAAGCGCCGGGAAGCCAUUUACAACGACGUGCUCGGGAAACAGCAGAUGUUGAUCGGCUGUGUCCAGAGGAUCCUGAUGAACCGGCGCCUCCAGCACCAGUACAACCAGCAGCAGCAGCAGCAGAUGUCCUACCAGCAAGCAGCCAUGAGCCACCUCAUGAUGCCAAAGCCUCCGAAUCUAAUCAUGAAUCCUUCCAGCUACCCAGCCAUAGAUGUGAGAGGAAUGUAUCAGUCAGUGUCUGGUGGGAUGCAGCCCCCACCCCUACAACGAGCACCACCCCCAAUGAGAGGCAAAAAUCCAGGGCCUUCCCAAGGGAAAUCAAUGUGAUUUUGCACUAAAAGCCUAAAGGAUUGUUAAAAUCAGAGAAAGAACUUUUUAUUUUUUUAGGAAUCAAUGGCCUAACAGAACUCAACUGUAAAAAAAAAAAAAAAAAAGAAUUAAAAAGAAUAGUUUGGUUGCUCCCCUUAAAUACCAUGUUCCAUAUUAGUGUUUCAGCUCUGUUUAAAUAGGUCACGAUGUUUUCCCUGUUGUCAGUGAUGUUGCCUAGAAUCUUCUUACAUAUGUUGAGUACAGGAGAUAACAAGUUGUUUUCAGUGAAAACAAGUCCUCCCCUUACAGUAGCAUCUCCACAGGUUUCCUGUCUAAACUCCUACGUUUGCUUUUCGUGGCUGCAAAGCUUUGGGAAGCUUAGGAAGGAUUGCAGGUCUGUAAGUUCAGUCUGACAUAUGUGAAUUGAAAACAGCUGAGUUCUUGAUUAGAGUUGAUUCCUCAAAUUAUGGAAUACUUUUCUGCUUGCCCAUUUCUUUCUAUUAGUGGGAACGUUGUAACAGAAAUAGUUUAGUUUCCUUCACGGGUCAUCUGUGCUGAAUGGAACAGGAGCUGAAAACGCUCCCUGAAACAGAACUGAGUGCAAUAUUUGUAACUACUACUGCUCUGAGACACAGGGAACUGUGCAUCCAGCCUUAAACAGGACUGGGCCUUCCCCAGUCUGCUGCCAUUUCUUAUUUUCAGUUCCAUGUGAUGGAAUAACAGCUGAUGGUCUGGGAGUGGAGAUGCUUUUCCUUCACAGGCUGAUCCUGCUGUGGAGUCCAGCACAAAGCACAUUUCUGUAACUCCUUCCUGCUGGUGCUACUGUCUCCUCCAUUGCCGGCAAUGGGGGACGGGCCAACACAGCUCCAUUCCUGUCUUUGGGGUGAAUUGGUGGUGGUGGCCAGGGUCAGGUGGCCUCUAGAGAGCCCCCUGUCACAGAACCCCCUUGAACGUGGCACAGCCCCUGCCCGUUGGAGAUCCAUACAGAGAAAGGGCUGUAGCAGCCUCUGGAGCUGCCAGAAGUGUGAAAUGACCUGACUGACAGAGAUGGGUUAUGCACUCCUCCCCAUCCCUUCAGCUGUGUGAAAACAUGGGUUAGGACACAAAGAGCUUGGUUUUGCUUUUGUUUCUGUUCUAGUUUGGGUUUUUUUUUAAUGUAGGCCAGAGAUAAAUUUCAGGUUUAUUCUAUACCAUUAUCACUCUCUUUGCCCACACUUGUUGGGUUGUCAGGUUCUUAUUAAAUACAAAUAGGACUUUCCUUUGCAUAGACUUUGGGUGAUUCUUACCCCCCCAAAAAACCCCAUUGAUCAUCUAGGGGCACAAGUAAGUGGCAGGAACAUGGAGAUGGUGGUGUGUGGACAACACAGGGCUCUGGAGACAGAUGGAGGCAGUGGCUCCACAUUGUGCUGGACUCUUCUGAUGCUGGUGUGAACUAAAACAAUUUUGGUUUCUGGGAAGUUUCUUGCAAGAGUUUGAGUUCUUGCCCUGAAUGGCCAAGUUCUGCAGAUGUUCCACGGUGUUUUGGUGUGUGACUCACACUUGGUUUGUGACGUGGACAGAGGUUGGUUGGGCUGCUGCAAGCCCAGCUGACAGCUUUCUGUCUUGGACUCUUUGAUGACGAGAUACCACAAAGGACCCUCAGUGUGUUCUAGUGCUCUGCCAGCUCUACAGCUAACUCUGAUCUGGGGGAGGGAGCAAAGAGAGACAUGCUGGCACUAGAAGAGACAAAAGUGAGAUGUUGAGACAAACAUUUGAAGGCAAAUGUACUCUGGGUAACUGUCACCGAUAUUCCUACGUGUUGUGAAUAAGAGAAGUACUUUCUACCAAACCUGGGAAUGUUAAGUGGAGUUUUACAGUAACUCAAAGACUUAAAUGUGGAAGUUUUAGGCAACAUUGAAAGGCACAUUUUAUUUCAUCCUGGACAAACCUAUGGAUAACAGAAGACUAAUGCACAAGAAGGAAUACAAGCUAAGCAUUGAAGUAAAACCUGGACCACUUUGCUUACGUUUCUCACUCGACAUUUUAGCUGCAUAACAACGUGCUUUGAGUAUAACAUCAGGCUUUAACCAGUACUUAAAGACAGAACAUACAUCAGUAAGAUAAUAAAAGGCUCAUUUUUAUAUUUGUUUUAGAUGUUUUAACUAGAUAAAAAUGGCUUAAGAUGACAAAUAAAAAUGUUGCUUGUAAUACAGUUUUGCCUGCUAAAUUAUCCACAUUUUUGUAACCUGUUUAUUCCUUUGGAUGUAAAGCGUUUUUGCUUAGUAUCGUGAUAUUGUAUAUGUUUUGUCCCAGUUGUAUAGUAAUGUUUCAGUCCAUCAACCAGCUUUGGCUGCUGAAAUCAUACAGCUGUGAAGACUUGCCUUUGUUUCUAUUAGAUGGCUUUUCAGUUCUGUAUUAAAUAUCUUAAGUACUAUAGAAAAGGUGUCCCCUCUUCCUAUAAGGCUGUUUUGUAAUAUAUAUAAGGACUGGAAAUGUGUUUUUAAAAAAGAAGAAGCAUUCAAGUAUGACAAUAUACUAUGUGUUUUCACCAUUCAAAGUGCUGUUUUAGUAGUGAAACUUAAACUAUUUAAUAUCUCAUUUAAUAAAGUGACCAAAAUACA